UCAGAGCUGUAGAUCAGUCAACACACGUGCUGCUUUCCUUCAUGUAUUUACAUCAUUAUAUCGCUGUAUUUACAGCAUACUGACGUCAUGACGCUUUAAAUUAAACACUGUGUGUUUUAGUUAUCCACUGAUAUGGUUACAUGUUAACCAGACUGUUUUUUAAGGAAGAUGAGCUGAAGAAGAGUAUAUAUCAUGAAGAUCGAAACACCGGCGGAUCAACAGAUGGAAUCACCUUCAUCAUCAUCAUCAUCAUCAUCCUCGUGCUGUAAGAGGAAAGCUGAGGACAGUGUGAUCUCAGACUGCUGUCAGAAGAGACUCAAACUACAGCAGGAUGUGCUGACGGUGAAGGACGUGUGUGAUCUGAUCCAGUAUGUCACUCUCAAGCGCUGUAACAGAGUGAAGAAGCCCAGCUGGUUCAGCGUCAGUGAUGAUGCGCGUCUGUCCCGCGUGAACGUGAUGAUUCUGGACGGACUGACGCAGAGUCACUUCUACAGAUACUUCAGUCAGUUCAGACACCUCCGCAACAAAUACAGCUCAAGAUGGACUCUGGCGCCCUCGUCAUGUGACCCGCUGACCUCUGACCUCCUCAGCAGUAAGGUCACAGUAGAAACACGCAUGCCGCUGCCAGCCUCGCUGAUGUGGCAUCCCGUGAUUCGCCGCUUCGGUUCGAGCGCCGCCGGGCUGAGCAGCUUCCUGCUGACCAAAGAGGAGAUGAUCAAACACAACUUCCCUGUGAAGGGUGGGCGGGGCUGUGAGGGGUUCGUGUGCACCGAGAGCGACGGGCGCGUGACGGACGGCAGUCCUCUGUUCGGCCUGGACUGUGAGAUGUGCCUGACGAGUGAGGGGUUAGAGGUCACGCGUGUGGCGCUGGUGGACGAAGCUGGACACUGUGUGCUGAAUGAGCUCGUCAAACCGCCAAACCCCAUCAUCAACUACUGCACCAGGUUUUCUGGAAUCACUCGCUCGAUCCUGGAGCCCGUCUCCACGUGUCUCGCAGACGUUCAGCGUAAACUCCUUCAGCUGCUGCCGCGUGACGCUGUGCUGGUCGGACACUCUCUGGACGGAGACCUGCGAGUCUUACACAUGAUCCACCCUCACGUCAUCGACACGUCUCUGCUGUACCGUCAGGAGUUCGGCGGCAGGUUCAAACUCAAGCGUCUGGCUCAAGUGAUUCUGAACCGGGAGAUCCAGUCGGAGGACCGCAAAGGUCACGACCCCUGUGAGGACGCGCUGGCCGCUCUUCAUCUGGCUCAGUACUUCAUCAGGAAGGGACCCAGAGAGGUGCUUGAGGAUCAUCACAAUGAAUUGUGGGAUUUUCCUGAGAUCAAUGAUCACGUGAUCUUGUCCGAUCAUCAGCUCAGCUCUCUCAGCUUCGGCCACGCCCUCUACGGAUCUGGCCAAUCAGCAUUGUUCCUGGGCGGUGCAGCGGAGACGAGCGGCUCUGUGUCCAAUCAGCAGUGCCGGAGACAGCAGUGCUUCAGUGACAGAGAGGUGGUGUGUGUGUUCAGACGGCUGGUUCAGUCGUAUUCACUCAGUGUCCUUCGGUUCUCGUCAUUCAGCAACACACUGAAUCAAACGACAGCGACGGGACGACAGCGGCACCUGCAGCAGGUGUGUGAGCGUCUGAGGCAGAUGUGUGUGUUGUAUGUCGGCCCGCUGCCCGCUGAUGGCACAGAGAGACACGUACACAAACUACUGAAGCGCUGCGGACGCCUGCGGACCGUACGACUGCUGCACCACACACACGGGGUUCAUGCGGAGGUCGUGUUUGAGCAUCUUGAAGGAGCUCAGCUGGCUCUAGAUCAUCUGAAUGGACACCAGAUCAACGACUGCACCAUCAAGGUGCGGCGGCCCGUACACGAGCUCUGUCUGGAUCUGGACGAGCGUCUCUCUGAGCGUCAGAACGACCGUCUCAACAGUCACAUGAUCUACGUGUGUAAUCUGUCCACUAAUCCGCAUUGCCAUGAUGACCUGCUCCAGACCUUCAGACAGUUCGGCCCCAUUCAGCAGGUCACCUGCGCCAAGGAGCAUGCUGGGAAGCGCAGCAGACACGCCUUCAUCGAGUUCGAGUGUGCUGACAGUGCUCAGGCCGCAGUGGGCGUCACCCUCCAGAUCGGCAGCAGGAAGUUGUCAGUCUGUCAGGCUCUGACUCCGCCCCACAUGACCUCAUGGACGCACACACACCCCGUUACUACAGAAACCAGCCCAGAGACGGCAGAGCAGAGAGAGGAGUGUGAUGUGAGUGACAGCUGUCAAUCGAACAGAAACGCCUUAGUUGUUUCUCCUAGUAAUGAGAUGAAAUGUCUCCAGCUGUCAUGUGACCUACAGGAGCCGCUGCUGGAGCGUCAGAUGAAGAAACUGGACAGGAGAGUGGGAAAAGUGUUUCGAGCGCUGGAGAGGAACUGCCUGAGCGUCGUGAUCCUGCCUGGAGACAGGAGCGGCGGCGUCGAUCAUCCCGGCCUCUGCUUCAUUCACAUCAAACAGACGUGAGCAGCUGCUGUGACUCCGCCCAGCUCGCCUGUGAUUGGCUGAAGUGAUUGAGACCAAUGUUUUUAUCACACCUGUGAGCAGAUUUUAAUGUGUUAAUACUGUUCAGAAUAAACAUGACUGAAGAGUGCA
This is a messenger RNA of Ctenopharyngodon idella (grass carp), 2619 nucleotides long. Its product is annotated as RNA exonuclease 5-like. The transcript is spliced from 18 exons. Gene Ontology annotation, molecular function: exonuclease activity; RNA binding. Lineage: Eukaryota; Metazoa; Chordata; Actinopteri; Cypriniformes; Xenocyprididae. The record is from RefSeq and is a predicted model, not a curated record. Bases 193 to 2490 code for a protein of 765 amino acids. Gene Ontology annotation, cellular component: nucleus.